This is a messenger RNA of Dendroctonus ponderosae (mountain pine beetle), 1036 nucleotides long. RefSeq names its product ubiquitin-conjugating enzyme E2 W. The coding region runs from base 164 to 670 and encodes 168 amino acids. The transcript has 5 exons. The record is from RefSeq and is a predicted model, not a curated record. Lineage: Eukaryota; Metazoa; Arthropoda; Insecta; Coleoptera; Curculionidae.
UGUUUCAACUUUCAAACAUCACUGUCACCAUCUCACGUCAGUCAUAUCGCCCUUUGUUUUUUUCUGGAAAUCUUCCUGGUAUUUUCCAAGCAGUGAAGCUGCUUCCAUUAAAUUUCCAUUAUCCGCUCGUGAAAUUCCCCAUGUGUGUUGGCCCUCGGCGGGGAUGACAGAUAUGUCUCCAUCAGAAAGACGUUUGCAAAAGGAGCUCAUGUCCCUGAUCAAGGACCCGCCUCCGGGCGUAUCAGUGGAUGCCGAACAGGCUGAGCAAAACCUACUACAAUGGACUAUUCACAUGGAAGGGGCCUUGGGCACUUUGUAUGAAGGCGAACAGUUCCAGUUACAGUUCAAAUUUAGCAAUAAAUACCCGUUUGAUUCGCCAGAGGUUACCUUUGUGGGAAGCAACAUUCCCAUCCAUCCCCAUGUGUACAGCAACGGUCACAUCUGUUUAUCUAUAUUGACUGAUGAUUGGUCUCCUGCUCUUUCGGUGCAGUCGGUUUGUCUAUCUAUUGUAUCUAUGCUCAGUAGCUGUAAGGACAAGCAACGUCCGCCGGACAAUACGUUUUAUGUGAAGACCUGCAGCAAAAACCCCAAGAAAACCAAGUGGUGGUAUCACGGUAAGUUCAGCAGAGUUUUUUUUUAUUGGUUGUGCUGGAGUUUGUUUUUCAGAUGACUCUGUCUGAACGGUUCAAUACUUGUGAUUUUAGGACCCAUUCUAUAUAUGUAUAAUUAUUGCUAUUGCUGGUGUAUUUUAUGAAUUAGUACUUAUUUUAUAUUCACCAUUUCUACCCCUUGCAAUAGAUCUGAAGUCUAUGUAUUUAUUUGGCAAUUAGUCUGUGAUAAGCUGAAUUAUUCAUUCGAGGAAAUUCCUACACUAAUUUCGACCAAAAAAUGUUACUUGCUGCCAAACCCUGCUGAUUUUCAUUAUUUUAUUAUUGGUUGACAUGCGGGCUUUAAGCGUGUAUUAGAGCUGAUCGGACGGAUGCAGAAGCACCUGGAACACUGUUUUAAAUACUUGUCAAAUAUAUGUUUUAUUAUA